GUAGAGGCGGAAGUAAAGCCAUCUACCGAAUAUUAAUACAGUCCAGGUUGAGGGACAGCUGUUUUCCAGCUCUUCAGGAGAAAUGCAACAUCCUCUCUAAGACAAAUUAGCGUUCCAAAAGGUUUGGGAUACCUGACCAUUAUGGCACCAAGAAACUUCUUGUCUAUGAGAAGUAACUUUCUCUUUGGUUCAAGAUGUUGGAUGAUCCGAUUUUCAGCAGAAAUCCUGCUUAAAACAGUUUCAUUUAGGCUUUUUAGAGUGAAGUGUGGUAAUGCAGACAGGGAGUCUUUGGAGAAUGAAGAAUUACUGAAUAACUUACUUACAAUGGGAGUAGACAUUGACAUGGCGAAAAAACGACAGCCUGGAGUUUUUAAUAGGACGGGAACUAAAGAGCAGGACCUGAAGAUGUUCCUUCUGUCCAAAGGAGCUAGCAAAGAAGUGAUUGCUAGCAUUAUAUCAAGAUAUCCACGAGCCAUAACACGCACACCUGAAAGUCUUUCAAAACGGUGGGAUCUGUGGAGAAGAAUUAUGACAUCAGACCUUGAAAUUAUAAAUAUUUUGCAACGUUCUCCUGAAUCUUUUUUUCGGUCCAAUAAUAACCUAAACUUAGAGAAUAAUAUAAAGUUCCUGUAUUCAUUUGGAUUGACCCAUAAAUGCCUUUGUCGAUUAUUGACCAAUGCUCCACGUACCUUCUCCAACAGUCUAGAUCUGAAUAAACAGAUGAUUGAAUUUUUGCAAGAAGUCUGUUUGUCUUUGGGUCACAAUAAGCCCGGAGAUUUUGUUAGGAAGAUAAUUUUAAAAAACCCUUUCAUCUUAAUUCAGAGUACCAAACGGGUAAAAACUAACAUUGAGUUUUUACAGUCAACUUUCAACUUGAAUGGUGAGAAGCUGCUUGUUCUGCUUUCUGGUCCAGGAGCUAAAAUUCUAGACCUUUCCAAUGACUAUGUCAACAGAAACUACACAAAUAUCAAAGAGAAGCUGUUUUUUCUUGGGUGUACUAAAGAAGAGAUACACAAGUUUAUUUUACGCUAUCCAGAUGUGAUAUUCUUGGGAGAGAAAAAGUUUAAUGAUAAAAUAGACUGCCUCAUGGAAGAAAAAUUUAGCAUAUCACAAAUAAUUGAAAAUCCUCGGAUUUUGGAUUCAAGCAUAAAUACUUUAAAAAAUCGAAUCAAAGAAUUGGUAAAUGCUGGCUAUAACUUCAGUACAUCAAACAUCGCUCUUUUAUCUUGGAGUCAAAAAAGAUACAAUGCUAAGUUGAAAAAGUUAAACAUUGAAUAGAACAUUGUUCUGGGAAAUUAAAAAGUGUCAGUCUUAACAAUGUAGUGAUACUUCAUUUUGAAUUUGGGCCUUUCAAAAAGGAGAAUUUUGGUUUCUUAACCAUAUAUACAUAGAUAGUGAUCCUUUAGAUAUUUUAUUUUAAAGGUUCGUAAAAACUCAUGGUCGGUAUGUUCCAAUAUAGUCUUCCCAGCCAGCUACCUUUUCUCUAGUUUGAAUUAAUACAACAUCCGGUUAUAUGCUACAGGCUGUGACUGUCAUAUGAAUAGUAGUUCCUGAGUGCCAGAGUGGAACAAUAUAUAGAAAGAAAGUACAAAAUAAGUUUUUAUGGUUUCUGUUCAGAUUAAAAAAUCAACAGAUUCAUUUGGACAGUUCUGUUUCCUCUUGGGGUCUUGAAUUGCAAUUGAUUUUUCCUGUUACAGCCACGUAUCUAAUUGUGGUUCAUCUUCAAAAUAGAAUGGCAGUAAAAAUCUGACAAACCAAAAAGGAGGGCUUUUCAUCUCAAGUUCUGCAUUCUUCAUUUAAACCAUUAGUAUGUUCCUCUUUCCCUCCAAGGUAGGCUCAGUUUACUGUGGGUAUAUCCUGAUUUCUUUAAAGACAAUGGCAACUAUGAUGGGCAGAAAAAUGGCCACCCAAAGAUGUCAGUGUCUUAAUUCCCAGAAUCUGAAUGUGUUCUGUUACACUGGAAGAGGAUUUUGCAGAUGUAAUUAAGUCAAGGACCUUACGACAGGGAGAUUAUCCCAGAUUAUCUGUGUGGGCCCAGUGUUAUCAUAUGGGUCCUUAAAAUGGAAGAGGGAUGCGAUGUAAGGACUUGACCCUAUUUACUGGCUUUGAAGGAGGAAGGGACCAUGAACCGAGGAGUGCAGGUAGCCUCUAAGAAAAUGGGAAAGGCAAGGAAACAUUCUCCCCCUGGUGCCCCCAGAACGGAACACAGCCCUGCUGGGACCUUGAAUUUAGCCCACUGAAACUUGUCAAACUUCUGACCUACAGAACCAUAAGAGAAUAAAUUUGUGUUGUUUUAAGCCACUGAAUAUGUGACAAUUUGUUACAGCAGCAAAUAGGUGAAUAUAGCAACUAAAUAGUGAUUAGUUGCAUUAUAGGUGGAGGAGUCACAAUAUAUGGUUCUUUUAGUAUAUCUGUGUUUUUCCUCUUUUUUUUUUAAUUACCUGUUUUAUCUGCAUACCUUUCUGGAAUGACUAGCAAGUUGUUUGUAAAGACUUCUAAAUGUCUGUGUAAAAAAAUGAAAUGUAAGUAAUAAAAUCUAAAUAAAGGAAUAUUUUUACUUAGUGUAGUUUAAAGAAAUGGCUAUAGUUUCUGUAUUUUUUUAAAGAUUUUAUUUAUUGACAGACAGCGAAAGAAGGAACACAAGCAGGAAGAGUGGGGG
Messenger RNA from Neomonachus schauinslandi (Hawaiian monk seal), 2659 nucleotides. RefSeq names its product mitochondrial transcription termination factor 1 (gene MTERF1). The record is from RefSeq and is a predicted model, not a curated record. The transcript has 3 exons. The coding region runs from base 142 to 1278 and encodes 378 amino acids. Gene Ontology annotation, biological process: regulation of DNA-templated transcription; termination of mitochondrial transcription. Gene Ontology annotation, molecular function: double-stranded DNA binding. Lineage: Eukaryota; Metazoa; Chordata; Mammalia; Carnivora; Phocidae. Gene Ontology annotation, cellular component: mitochondrial matrix.